Molecule: messenger RNA, 4696 nt
Organism: Pipistrellus kuhlii (Kuhl's pipistrelle)
Lineage: Eukaryota; Metazoa; Chordata; Mammalia; Chiroptera; Vespertilionidae
Gene: MARK2
Product: microtubule affinity regulating kinase 2
Exons: 20
Coding region: 595-3033 (812 amino acids)
Biological process (GO): microtubule cytoskeleton organization; protein phosphorylation; intracellular signal transduction
Cellular component (GO): cytoplasm
Molecular function (GO): ATP binding; tau-protein kinase activity; protein serine/threonine kinase activity
Source: RefSeq, a predicted model, not a curated record
AGUCGCUUCGUGCAUUUCCGAAAACAGAGCCGAAGCCCGGUCCUCGGGGUCGCGGAGGCGCGCGCGCCCCCGGGGGUUGCCUUCUUCGGCGUUUCCGGAAUCCGCCCGUAGUCGGUGGCCGGGAGCAGGAGGCCGGCCGCCCUCCCGUCCCAGGCCGAUUCGGAUGUUUCCGGCUGCCGCCGGCGGAAAGAGCCGAGGGCCGGCGGUGGCGGCGGCCAUGUUGGGAGCAGCAGGUCCGGCGGCGGCUGCCUGUGUGCCGGGCGCGGAGCAGUGCCGCUGAGGGCAGGGGAGGAGCGAGGCGGGCGGCCGGCUGCGGCGGCUGAGAGUAGGCGGAGCGGCGCGGCCCGGCCGAAAGGCGGCACAGCCCAGCCGGGGGUCGGGGGGGUGCGGCCCGGAGCCGCUCGGAGCCGGCGCGGCCUAGCCCGAGCGGCGCAUCCCCGGGCUGGCGUGAACCGCUGCCCGGCCUCCCCGCACCCCCGGCCGGGGCCCAUGCGGCGGGUGCCUCUGCUGUGAGAAGCCCCGCCCGGCCGGGCUCCGCGCCUUCCCUUCCCUCCCUUCAAGCUUCUCGGUUCCCUCCCCUGAGGUACCGGCGCCAUGUCCAGCGCCCGGACCCCCCUGCCCACGCUGAACGAGAGGGACACGGAGCAGCCCACCUUGGGACACCUCGACUCCAAGCCCAGCAGUAAGUCCAACAUGCUGCGGGGCCGCAACUCAGCCACCUCUGCUGACGAGCAGCCCCACAUUGGCAACUAUCGGCUCCUCAAGACCAUCGGCAAGGGCAACUUCGCCAAAGUGAAGCUGGCGCGGCACAUCCUGACGGGGAAGGAGGUCGCUGUGAAGAUCAUUGACAAGACUCAGCUGAACUCCUCCAGCCUCCAGAAACUGUUCCGGGAAGUGAGGAUAAUGAAGGUUUUGAAUCACCCCAACAUAGUUAAGUUGUUUGAAGUGAUUGAGACGGAAAAAACUCUCUACCUGGUCAUGGAGUAUGCCAGUGGAGGGGAGGUGUUUGAUUACCUCGUGGCUCACGGCAGGAUGAAAGAAAAAGAGGCUCGCGCCAAAUUCCGCCAGAUAGUGUCUGCUGUGCAGUACUGCCACCAGAAGUUUAUUGUUCACAGAGACUUAAAGGCAGAAAACCUGCUCCUGGAUGCCGACAUGAACAUCAAGAUCGCAGACUUUGGGUUCAGCAACGAGUUCACCUUUGGGAACAAGCUGGACACGUUCUGCGGGAGCCCCCCGUACGCGGCCCCAGAGCUCUUCCAGGGCAAGAAGUACGACGGGCCCGAGGUGGACGUGUGGAGCCUGGGCGUCAUCCUGUACACGCUGGUCAGCGGGUCCCUGCCGUUCGAUGGACAGAACCUCAAGGAACUGCGGGAGCGGGUACUGAGGGGGAAAUACCGUAUUCCGUUCUACAUGUCCACAGACUGUGAAAACCUGCUUAAGAAAUUCCUCAUUCUCAAUCCCAGCAAGAGAGGCACUUUAGAGCAAAUCAUGAAAGAUCGGUGGAUGAAUGUGGGUCACGAAGAUGACGAAUUAAAGCCUUACGUGGAGCCGCUCCCUGACUACAAGGACCCCCGGCGGACAGAGCUGAUGGUGUCCAUGGGUUACACCCGAGAGGAGAUCCAGGACUCGCUGGUGGGCCAGCGGUACAACGAGGUGAUGGCCACCUACCUGCUCCUCGGCCACAAGAGCUCGGAGCAGGAAGGUGAUGCCAUCACCUUGAAGCCCAGGCCUUCAGCGGAUAUGACCAACAGCAGUGCUCCUUCCCCCUCCCACAAGGUACAGCGGAGCGUCUCGGCCAACCCCAAGCAGCGGCGCUUCAGCGACCAGGCAGCUGGUCCUGCCAUUCCCACCUCAAACUCCUACUCUAAGAAGACUCAGAGUAACAACGCGGAAAACAAGCGGCCUGAGGAGGACCGGGAGUCCGGGCGGAAGGCCAGCAGCACAGCCAAAGUGCCUGCCAGCCCCCUGCCCGGCCUCGAGAGGAAGAAGACCACCCCCACCCCCUCCACGAAUAGCAUCCUCUCCACCAGCACAAACCGAAGCAGGAAUUCCCCGCUUUUGGAGCGGGCCAGCCUCGGCCAGGCCUCCAUCCAGAACGGCAAGGACAGCCUAACCAUGCCAGGGUCCCGGGCCUCCACGGCUUCUGCUUCUGCCGCAGUGUCCGCGGCCCGACCCCGCCAGCACCAGAAAUCCAUGUCGGCCUCCGUGCACCCCAACAAGGCCACUGGGCUGCCCCCCACGGACAGUAACUGUGAGGUGCCGCGGCCCAGCACAGCCCCUCAGCGUGUCCCCGUCACCUCCCCCUCCGCCCACAACAUCAGCAGCAGCGGAGGAGCCCCCGACCGAACUAACUUCCCCCGGGGAGUGUCCAGCAGGAGCACCUUCCACGCUGGGCAGCUCCGGCAAGUGCGGGACCAGCAGAAUCUGCCCUACGGUGUAACGCCAGCCUCUCCCUCUGGCAACAGCCAAGGACGGCGGGGGGCUUCGGGGAGCAUUUUCAGCAAAUUCACCUCCAAGUUUGUACGAAGAAAUCUGUCUUUCAGGUUUGCCAGAAGCUCCAGGCACCCCUCUUCCAGCCAGGAGCUGGAGAAGCCGCUCAGCGGGGCCAGACCUCUCCCCACCCCAAGGAACCUGAACGAACCUGAAAGCAAAGACCGAGUGGAGACUCUGAGACCUCACGUGGUGGGCGGUGGCGGCAGCGACAAGGAGAAGGAGGAGUCCCGGGAGGCCAAGCCGCGCUCGCUGCGCUUCACGUGGAGCAUGAAGACCACGAGCUCCAUGGAGCCCAACGAGAUGAUGCGGGAGAUCCGCAAGGUGCUGGACGCCAACAGCUGCCAGAACGAGCUGCACGAGAAGUACAUGCUGCUGUGCAUGCACGGCACGCCCGGCCACGAGGACUUUGUGCAGUGGGAGAUGGAGGUGUGCAAACUGCCGCGGCUCUCCCUCAACGGGGUGCGCUUUAAGCGGAUAUCCGGCACCUCCAUGGCCUUCAAAAACAUCGCCUCCAAAAUAGCCAACGAGCUGAAGCUUUAACAGGCUGCCAGGAGCGGGGGCCACGGAGGCGGGCGCUGGACUUAGCUGCUGCCCGCGCUCCGGCCCCCGGGCGAGGCUGCAGACGGACGGCGUGUCUCCCCUGCUGGCACUUCUCCCUCCGCCCGCUCCGUUUUCCUCCAUGUGCGCGGGGAUGGGAGGUGGUCUUUCCCCACAUUGACCCCUGCCCAGAUGCUGCCCUUCCCCUCUCCCACAGGAGGUCAAGGAAGGGAGGAGGGCAGGGCAGGGCUCCCCCUCGGUACUGCGGUUGCACAGAGUAUUUCGCCUAAACCAAGAACUUUUUUAUUACCAAAAAGAAAAAAGAAAAAAAAAAUCCCAGCGGCCACUUUUCCUCCCUGCCCCAUCGGGACAGCUGAGACUGGAUCUGUGGGGUUUCCUGGGAGGGUGGCUCAGGGCUGGAACACUCUCAGGCAAGAGUGGUGGAGCUCCCGGUCAGGCCCUCCGCCAGGCCCGCUUUGGGCUUCUCCCUCUCCCCUCCCCUCCAAGCAAACCACCAGAGGUGGCCUUCCCCGACCUCGGGCCCCUGGGCCGGAGCCUGGGGGCUAGGGGCUGGGGUGGGGGUGCUGUGCGGCCCUGAGGUGGGUGGGCUGGCAGCGAGAUGUGGGGCUCUGGCCUCCCCCCACACUAUCCUCUGCCCCCUCCCCCAGAGCUGGGCAUUUCCUUCCACAAGCUGCUGUGGGGACUUCUGUCCCCCCCUCGAGUCUGUGCCAUCUUGUCCCACCCCCUCCCGGGCACGCAGGCGGGGCUGACCCCAGGGCUGGGAGAGGGGAGGGGGCUGCGGGCAGAUGGGCUCCCGGCCCCAGGGGGCCGCCGGGCUGGGCGUUCUCCGCGGUGGGAGAGCCUUUUGUCUGAAAGCUCAAAGCGAAGCCCGCUCACUCGCCGCUCCUCCUCUCCCACCGCUCCGUUCAUUGGCAUUAAUCUGGGCACCAGCUAGCUCCAUAGCAGUGACUUCCCUCACCACUCAUCUCUGGCCUUGCCUUUCUUCCUGACACUGUCACCCUUCCACUCAGGAGACACUGCCCGGAGCCUCCAGGCCGCCGCCGGGCCAGAUGGGGCAGCAGGGCCGGGCCCCGCCCUCCACGGGGCAGGGGACAGGCCAGGCCACUCCCAGCUCGCCAGCCUGCGGCCAGGGUGGGAGUGGCUGGUGGCGGCCGCUGCAUCCCUUAAUUUAUUUCUCUGCUGUUUCUGUUGUUGAGAAAUUGGGGGAAGGGGUCCAGCAGAGAGGCUGCCCCCACCCUCACCUGAGUUGUACAUUUUUUGUGAUGGGUUUUAUUUUUUAUUUUAUUAUUUUAUUUUUUUGAUUUAUGAUGACUCCACCCCUCAUCACCCCACUCCCAGGCCACGUUCCUUGGCGAUUAAAGCCCUUGGGUCCCAGGAAGGGGCCUUGCCAACCUCAGUCCUCCUGCCCCCAAGCCCAGCUUCGGGCUCGGCUCCGGCCAAGGGCUCCCUCCUCCCCUUCCUCCCUCCUGCCCUGUGGAACAGCCCUGGUGCUCCGAGGGGCUGGGAGGGCAUGGCUUGGCUCCCAAGGGGGUGGUGGUGGCCAGGGGCUCCCAGGCAAGGCGGCCCUCCCCACCCAGCCCCCCACUCCUGCACUUAGUUUCUCCUCUGGAUCAAACACGUAAUAAAGAGAAUGUUUGGAAUCUGA